Messenger RNA from Physella acuta, 719 nucleotides. Its product is annotated as platelet endothelial aggregation receptor 1. The record is from RefSeq and is a predicted model, not a curated record. Lineage: Eukaryota; Metazoa; Mollusca; Gastropoda; Physidae.
AUGGUGGCCAACAUCACACCAGAGUGUGAGCCUGGGACCUAUGGCCACUACUGUCGUUCAACCUGUGGCAAUUGCUCGGACGCUCGGCCCAUCUGUAACACGGUCACGGGCAAGUGUAACGCUGGGUGUAAGUCUGGACUUCAGCCGCCCUACUGCAAGAUUCCCUGCUCCUUUAACAGGUGGGGUAAAGACUGUGCCAAAAAGUGCUCUUGUAAAAAACCUCCCACACACUGUGGGUGUGAUCCCGUGAGUGGGGCGUGCAGUCCAUGUGAGGCCAAUGGGAAACCUGCGGUGGUUUACAGACAAGACAACAAACAACAAUGUAUCAACCAGUACGCCCUGGACCCAUCUAUUAAAGAGUACAAGCCGCCCAGCGCAACAGAUAUGCCAUACACGCCAAUACUAAUUGGUGCUGCUCUUCUGGCUCUAUUCAUACUCACCAACUACGUCUGGUGGUAUUUUGUGGUCCGCAAACCAAUGCCGGAAGAAGAACCAGUUGAAAUUUUCAGAGAAAAGAAACGAACGGGGCUAAUGAGCAAUAAGAUGCGUUUGUUGACAGAGAAGGCCAAAACUGAUCUGGACAGUUUGUGGGAAGCAGGCUGGGAGGAAACUCAGAUGAAUCGACUUGAUUCAGGGAGUAGCUAGUCACAGAGCUCUUCCACAGGGAACAGUUCAUUGUUAUAUCUUUAUUAAAGUGAUUGUGCAUUAAAAGGUUUUAC